AUGAAACAGACAAUAAAUAUCGAGGGUAGAAAAACAUCACACAAAUCGACGGUGAAUAAACAUUUUGUUCAUCGAGCAUUAGAUUUGUGUGGGCGAAAAGGAUUUGAUAUUAUCUCUAGCAUUAACAUAAAAAUAACUACUCAACAGGAUGGUCUUUCUAUUGACCCUAAUUUCGACUACAACAUUAAUUCUCUUGUUUUUCUUCAUAUUCCAUACGAUUAUGAUCACUUAAAAGAUGUUGGCUUGAAGUCUUCAGCGUAUUCAUAA
Messenger RNA from Clunio marinus, 267 nucleotides. The record is from the annotation of a GenBank genome assembly. NCBI's taxonomy places the organism in Eukaryota, Metazoa, Arthropoda, Insecta, Diptera, Chironomidae.